Molecule: messenger RNA, 444 nt
Organism: Oppiella nova
Lineage: Eukaryota; Metazoa; Arthropoda; Arachnida; Sarcoptiformes; Oppiidae
Source: the annotation of a GenBank genome assembly
AUGUUGGGGUACGUCAUAUCGGGACUGGUAUUCUCGCAUUAUUCAGAUAAAUACGGCCGAAGACCUAUUGUAUGGCUGGGAUUCACAAUAGAGUUGACGGGCAUAUUGUUGUGUGCCGUCUCACCUAAUAUUUAUUUCUACUCAAUCGCCCGAUUUCUAGUAGGAAUGGGAGGUUCUGGCAGGGGAAUGGCUAUGUCAGACAUAGCUAUUCUGGGUGGCAUUGGUUGGGUCAUUGGUUACGCUGGGAUACCAGGGUUGGCGUAUUGGCUGCAAGAUUAUCGAUAUAUGCAGUUUGCGUCAUUAGUACCAUUGACUAUAACCAAUGGACAGGUAGACAGAGCUGAACAGACUCUCAGAAACGCAUUGAAAAUGAAUGGCAAGUCUGAUGAUAAUCUAAAAACACAGUUGUCUGAGUUAUUUGAAUAUCUGCAAAAGGAUUGGUAG